GCCUCCUGGGGCACAUGUGGACUUCUUGCACCGGCGGGGCACAUGGUCCCGAACCCCGGCCAGGGGGAACGCUGGGCACGCAGCCGCCUCCUGCAGCGCGGGAUGCAGGGCUAGAGCCGGGCGGCGCAGCUCGCGCGACGGCCCGGAGCGCCUGCGAGCUGGAUCGGGUGGAGGAUGCUGCGGCAGGUGCUUCGCAGAGGGCUCCAGUCGUUCUGCCACAGGCUGGGCUUGUGCGUGAGCCGGCACCCGGUCUUUUUCCUCACCGUGCCCGCAGUCCUGACCAUCACCUUCGGCCUCAGCGCGCUCAACCGCUUCCAGCCCGAGGGCGACCUGGAGCGCCUGGUCGCUCCCAGCCACAGCCUGGCCAAGAUCGAGCGCAGCCUGGCUAGCAGCCUUUUCCCCUUGGACCAGUCCAAAAGCCAGCUCUAUUCGGACUUACACACCCCUGGGAGGUAUGGCAGGGUGAUCCUCCUCGCCCCACCCGGGGACAAUAUUUUGCUCCAGGCGGAGGGGAUCCUGCAGACCCACCGUGCCGUGCUGGAAAUGAAGGUGAACCACAAGGGCUAUAAUUAUACUUUUUCCCAUCUGUGUGUGUUGAGAAAUCAGGAUAAGAAAUGCGUGCUGGAUGAUAUUAUUUCAGUGCUAGAGGAUCUCAGGCAGGCUGCCGUCUCCAAUAAGACAACAGCCAGGGUGCAAGUGAGGUAUCCCAACACUAAAUUAAAGGAUGGGAGGAACAGUUUUAUUGGACACCAACUGGGCGGGGUAGUAGAAGUGCCAAACAGCAAGGACCAGCGGGUCAAGUCAGCCAGAGCCAUUCAAAUCACCUACUACCUCCAGACCUAUGGCUCGGCCACCCAAGACCUCAUAGGGGAGAAGUGGGAGAAUGAGUUCUGUAAGCUUAUGAGGAAGCUCCAGGAGGAGCACCAGGACCUUCAGCUCUACUCUUUAGCAUCCUUUAGCCUCUGGAGAGACUUUCAUAAGACCAGCCUCUUGGCCAGGAGUAAGGUCCUGGUGAGCCUAGUACUGAUCCUGACCACAGCCACCCUCUCCAGCUCCAUGAAGGACUGUUUGCGCAGCAAGCCCUUCCUGGGCCUCCUGGGGGUGCUCACAGUGUGCAUCUCCAUUAUCACCGCAGCAGGGAUCUUCUUCAUCACGGAUGGAAAGUACAACUCAACCCUGCUGGGAAUCCCGUUCUUCGCCAUGGGUCAUGGAACUAAAGGAGUAUUUGAGCUGCUAUCUGGAUGGCGGAGAACUAGAGAGAAUUUACCCUUCAAAGACAGGGUGGCUGAUGCCUAUUCUGAUGUGAUGGUCACCUACACCAUGACCAGCUCCCUGUACUUCAUUACCUUCGGCAUGGGAGCCAGCCCAUUUACAAACAUCGAAGCUGUGAAGAUUUUCUGUCAGAACAUGUGUGUCUCCAUCCUAUUGAACUACUUCUACAUUUUCUCCUUCUUUGGCUCCUGCCUAGUUUUCGCUGGCCAACUAGAGCAGAACCGCUACCACAGUAUAUUUUGCUGUAAGAUCCCUUCUGCUGAAUACCUGGACCGCAAACCUGUGUGGUUCCAGACAGUGAUGAGUGACGGGCAUCAGCAGACAUCCCAUCACGAGACGAAUCCUUACCAGCACCAUUUUAUCCAGCACUUCCUCCGUGAGCACUACAAUGAAUGGAUUACCAAUAUCUAUGUGAAGCCGUUUGUGGUCAUUCUCUAUCUCAUUUACGCUUCCUUCUCCUUCAUGGGGUGCUUGCAGAUCAGCGACAGAGCGAAUAUCAUCAAUCUGCUAGCCAGUGAUUCCCCAAGUGUUUCCUAUGCCUCCGUUCAGCAGAAAUAUUUUAGCAACUAUAGUCCUGUGAUAGGAUUCUACAUCUAUGAGCCCCUUGAGUAUUGGAACAGCAGUGUUCAGGAAGACCUCCGAAGACUCUGCAGUGGGUUCACAGCAGUCUCCUGGGUGGAGCAGUAUUACCAGUUCCUGAAAGUUAGCAAUAUCAGUGCCAGCAACAAGAGCGACUUUAUCAGUGUUUUACAGAGUUCCUUUUUGAAAAAGCCGGAAUUUCAACAUUUUCGAAAUGAUAUCAUCUUCUCAAAGGCAGGGGAUGAGAGCAACAUCAUAGCAUCUCGUUUGUACCUGGUGGCUAGGACUAACAAAGAUAAACAGAAGGAAGUCAUUGAAGUGUUGGAAAAAUUGAGACCCCUGUCCCUCUCCAAGAGCAUUCGAUUCAUCGUGUUCAACCCUUCCUUCGUGUUCAUGGACCAUUAUGGUUUGUCUGUCACCGUGCCUGUGCUGAUUGCAGGCUUUGGUGUCCUCCUGGUGUUAAUCCUGACAUUUUUCCUUGUGAUUCACCCUCUGGGAAACUUCUGGCUAAUUCUUAGCGUCACCUCAAUUGAGCUGGGUGUUCUGGGUUUAAUGACAUUAUGGAACGUCGACAUGGACUGCAUAUCUAUUUUGUGCCUUAUCUACACUUUAAAUUUUGCCAUUGACCACUGUGCACCACUGCUUUACACAUUUGUAUUAGCAACUGAGCACACCCGAACACAAUGUAUAAAAAGUUCCCUGCAAGAGCAUGGGACAGCCAUUUUGCAAAAUGUUACUUCUUUUCUUAUUGGGUUGGUCCCCCUCCUAUUUGUGCCUUCGAACUUGACCUUCACACUGUUCAAAUGCUUGCUGCUCACUGGGGGCUGCACACUUCUGCACUGUUUUGUUAUUUUACCUGUGUUCCUAACUUUCUUCCCCCCUUCCAAAAAGCACCACAAGAAAAAGAAACGCGCCAAACGAAAGGAGAGAGAGGAAAUUGAAUGCAUAGAAAUUCAAGAGAAUCCUGAUCACGUCACCACAGUCUGAAGGGUGUAGACUAAUGAAUUAUUUUUCUUUACCAGUAUUGCACAAUGAUGCAGGGCAAGUAAAGCUCAGACCUCAGAGGCUUGGGCUGGCCAGGGAUAAUAAGGCAAGCCAGAUCAAGAGUGAAUUAUCCAUCACACACAAGGUAUCCACUUCCAGUGGGGAAAGAAGGAAUCAAAGAAGGGGGAAAGUUAUUUGUAACCGUGUUCUCCACUAAAGAUAAGUUUUGGGAUAAAACCUUAGAGCUGUUCUAUGGGACGGGUCAAUCAAUAGAAUGCUGGAAGUCAAAAAGGAGCAACUGCAUUUAGAAAGAAAAUGCUCGAGAGAGAUGGAGAAGAUAGGAAAGGGGACCUCCAAAUAAGAAAAAAAUAAAGACAUAAGAAAUGUCAAAACUGCUGUGGCACUUUUCAUAUUUGCUUUUGAACGGGCUGGUCAAGGAAAAGCUAUGCACUUGGGAAGUAUGUAUUUAUUUCUGUCCAAACCAAAGGACUUCCCAAUCCACUUGAUGCAUACAUAUAUGUAUAUAUCAAUAUAUACAUAUACCUAGAAUUGUCUUUAGUGUACAUUGGCAUUUGUGUGAAG
This is a messenger RNA of Sorex araneus (European shrew), 3417 nucleotides long. It is a transcript of the gene PTCHD4, whose product is annotated as patched domain containing 4. The transcript has 4 exons. The record is from RefSeq and is a predicted model, not a curated record. Gene Ontology annotation, cellular component: membrane. NCBI's taxonomy places the organism in Eukaryota, Metazoa, Chordata, Mammalia, Eulipotyphla, Soricidae. The coding region runs from base 175 to 2838 and encodes 887 amino acids.